Molecule: messenger RNA, 696 nt
Organism: Dicrocoelium dendriticum
Lineage: Eukaryota; Metazoa; Platyhelminthes; Trematoda; Plagiorchiida; Dicrocoeliidae
Source: the annotation of a GenBank genome assembly
AUGGUCGAAAGCCUCCAUUCAGCUAUUAAAAAAGUAAAAGCAGUGGGUGAUGCCCGUGUGCUUGUUCUUCGUGGGGCCGGGCGAUUUUUUUCCGCGGGACAUUACUUGAAGGAGUUAGUACAAAGCGAAAACCCAGGAUCAGUAGCCCAACUGUUCUCUGCCAGUUCUCAGAUGAUGCUCGACCUGACCCAACUUGAGAUCCCCUCCAUCGCAGCUGUGCACGGACCUGCUUAUGCAGCAGGUUGUCAGCUCGUCGCCACAUGUGAUUUGGCUGUGGCUGGCCAAUCCGCCACUUUUGCCACUCCUGGCGUCAAACUCGGCCUCUUCUGUACCACACCCGCUGUUGCCCUGGUACGUGCUAUCGGAUUGCGAGCAGCGAAGGAGCUCCUGCUUACCGGCCGCAACAUCACUGCCGAGCGGGCAUAUGCACUUGGACUGGUCCAUCGGGUUGUGCCAGAUGACCAAGUGUUCGAGGCCGGUUUGACUUUGGCUCGUGAAAUUGCACAACACAGUAGACCUGUUGUCUGCUUGGGUAAACGCGCCGUGUCCACCCAAAUGUCGCUCGAUCUCCCUGACGCCUACGAGUAUGCCAAUCAGGUGAUGCUGCAGAAUUUGGAGUUGGAAGAUACGAAAAAGGGAAUCGAGGCGUUUUUGAACAAGCAACCAAUGCCUCAAUGGACUGAUAAGUCAGACUAG